AUGUUUUACUUGUAGGCACAUUCCCAGGCUCAGGCAGAGCUGUCCUCCAAGCCAUGGACACCACUUGUGCUCUUGCAGAGCCUGAGUAGAGCCCAUAGCAAGCCCAGCUGUCUCCCAGCCAUGGAUACCACGGAUGUGCCCCUCCAGGCCGAGAUGGUGGAGCUGGUGCCCAAUGGGAAGCACACGGCUGCACUCACCACCUCCACUGUCCCCUCACUGGCAGGUGACAGAUUUGAGGAGAACCAGACUGGUGUGGCAGAGAUGGAGGAAUUCCUGCCCCAUGGUGCCGAGAAGAAGCAGACACACUUCACUGAUUUUGAAGGGAAGACGUCUUUUGGGAUGUCCGUCUUCAAUCUGAGCAAUGCCAUCAUGGGCAGUGGCAUCCUGGGGCUGGCCUAUGCCAUGGCAAACACCGGCAUCAUCCUCUUCCUCUUCCUUCUCACAGCCGUGGCACUGCUCUCCAGCUACUCCAUCCACCUGCUGCUCAAGUCCUCUGGCAUUGUGGGCAUUCGCGCCUAUGAGCAGCUGGGCUACCGAGCCUUCGGCACGCCGGGGAAGCUGGCUGCAGCCAUUGCCAUCACCCUGCAGAACAUCGGAGCCAUGUCCAGCUACCUAUACAUCGUCAAAUCUGAAGUGCCUCUGGUCAUCCAGACCUUCCUGAACCUGGAGGAGAAGACCACGGACUGGUACAUGAAUGGGAACUACCUGGUGAUCCUGGUUUCUGUCACCAUUAUCCUGCCCCUGGCCCUCAUGAAGCAGCUGGGCUACCUUGGCUACGCCAGCGGCUUCUCCCUCAGCUGUAUGGUCUUCUUCCUCAUCUCGGUCAUCUACAAGAAGUUCCAGAUCCCCUGCCCACUUCCGGAGCAGGAGGGGAACAUCACGGGCAUCCUCAAUGCCACCACUGUCAGCACUAGUGACUACCAGAAUGGCUACACAGUCCUCCAGGCCCCUGAGCAGGUCACUUGUACACCCAGCUUUUUCACCCUGAACUCACAGACAGCAUACACCAUCCCCAUCAUGGCCUUCGCCUUCGUCUGCCACCCCGAGGUCCUGCCCAUCUACACUGAGCUGAAGGACCCCUCCAAGAAGAAAAUGCAGUGCAUCUCAAACAUCUCCAUCAUGGUCAUGUACCUCAUGUACUUCUUGGCUGCCCUCUUUGGCUACCUCACGUUUUAUGACUUUGUGGAGCCAGAGCUGCUGCACACAUACAGCAAGGUGGACCCCUUUGAUGUGCUCAUCCUGUGUGUGCGUGUAGCUGUGCUGACGGCUGUCACCCUCACUGUCCCCAUCGUCCUCUUCCCGGUGCGUCGGGCCAUCCAGCAGAUGCUGUUCCAAGGGAAAGACUUCAGCUGGAUCCGCCACAUCGCCAUUGCUGUGAUCCUGCUGACCUUCAUCAAUCUCCUCGUGAUCUUUGCCCCCUCUAUUCUUGGCAUCUUCGGCAUGAUUGGUGCCACCUCUGCUCCCUGCCUCAUCUUCAUCUUUCCUGCCAUCUUCUACAUCCGCAUCAUGCCCAAGGACAAGGAGCCGCUGCGCUCCACCCCCAAAAUAUUGGCUGCCUGCUUUGCCCUCCUCGGAGUGGCCUUCAUGAUCAUGAGCUUGAGCUUCAUCAUCAUCGACUGGGCCACGGGUGGGGGGAAGAGCGGUGGCAGCCACUAG
Molecule: messenger RNA, 1656 nt
Organism: Cinclus cinclus
Lineage: Eukaryota; Metazoa; Chordata; Aves; Passeriformes; Cinclidae
Gene: SLC38A3
Product: solute carrier family 38 member 3
Exons: 16
Biological process (GO): amino acid transmembrane transport; histidine transport; asparagine transport
Molecular function (GO): L-glutamine transmembrane transporter activity; L-asparagine transmembrane transporter activity; L-histidine transmembrane transporter activity
Source: RefSeq, a predicted model, not a curated record